AUGGAGAUCGGUGGUGGUGAUGGUAGCGGUGGUGUUUGGCAAUUGAAGGUGAUGAUAAAUUUAAUUGGGAAGGGAAUGAUUUUUGGUGGAAAUGUACUUUUAAGGCUUUAUAAAGAGGCUUCCAUUGCAUAUAUUGAGGCUUCCAUUGCAAAUAUUAAACAGAUUUCUACAUGUGAAGGAGACAGAAAAUUGAAGUAUGCCGAUCAUCAUGGUUUUCUCGUAAUUACACUUAUUGACACGCCAAGAGCUUAUGCUGAUCUCAAAUCUAAGGAACUUGGUCAGGGUGAAGCUAUAGCUCAAAACAUAAGGUCUAUGUUUGGACUGAGAGUUCCUGUCAUCUCAAUAGUCACCAGUGAAGGUGGUUUCGGGGGAGCUCUGGCCAUCUGUUGCUGCAAUAAAUUGUUUAUGCUUGAGAAUCCUGCUUUCUAUGUUGCUAGCAUGCGUUGCAAUAUUAUGGAAAUCUGCCCAAGCAACCCAAAGGUAUAUGAAUUUUUCUCUUGCUAG
This is a messenger RNA of Chenopodium quinoa (quinoa), 504 nucleotides long. Its product is annotated as acetyl-coenzyme A carboxylase carboxyl transferase subunit alpha, chloroplastic-like. Gene Ontology annotation, molecular function: carboxyl- or carbamoyltransferase activity; acetyl-CoA carboxylase activity. Gene Ontology annotation, biological process: fatty acid biosynthetic process. The transcript is spliced from 4 exons. Lineage: Eukaryota; Viridiplantae; Streptophyta; Magnoliopsida; Caryophyllales; Amaranthaceae. The record is from RefSeq and is a predicted model, not a curated record. Bases 1 to 504 code for a protein of 167 amino acids. Gene Ontology annotation, cellular component: acetyl-CoA carboxylase complex.